AUGGUAAAGGAAUUCAACAGCCAAACAGAACUUAGUGUGAGAUUGGAAGCCCUUUGGGCAGUGCUAUCUAAGGAUUUCAUAACAGUGGUUCCAAAGGUACUUCCUCAUAUUGUGAAAGAUGUGCAAGUGAUUGAAGGUGAUGGAGGGGUUGGAACAAUCCUCAUCUUUAAUUUUUUUCCUGGUGAGUUUNGCGUGAGCAUGUGUAUAUGUGUGAUUCCAAACUUGUAUGGUGAUUAUGCAAGCCAUGUUUAUAUGUCAUGGACGGAUGCUGUGACCAAAAAUUGGUGGAUAAGUAUAGCCAAUACGUUUAUUGGAUAUCUUCCAGCAAAAUUGUUCUCAAACAUGAGUUCAGCUAAUGAAGUAGGUUGGGGUGGAAGAACAAGAACUCAUCCUGGUACUCAAAGUCCUCAAAUGGGAUCUGGCCAUUUUGCUCGUGAUAAUAAUGCUACGCACGCUUGUUUUUAUAAAGAAGUUUCGAUUCAAGAUAAUGAAAGAAAAAAUCAUGGAGCUAAAGUAUAUGAAACUCACUCUUUCAGUGACAAUCCCAAUUGUUACGAUGUUAGAUACUAUGGAGAUCAAGACCCCUACUAUGGUUACAUUCUCCUGUUUGGAGGACCUGGUGGUAAUUGUGGCAAUUAA
Molecule: messenger RNA, 639 nt
Organism: Vigna umbellata (rice bean)
Lineage: Eukaryota; Viridiplantae; Streptophyta; Magnoliopsida; Fabales; Fabaceae
Source: RefSeq, a predicted model, not a curated record